Molecule: messenger RNA, 4674 nt
Organism: Entelurus aequoreus (snake pipefish)
Lineage: Eukaryota; Metazoa; Chordata; Actinopteri; Syngnathiformes; Syngnathidae
Product: potassium/sodium hyperpolarization-activated cyclic nucleotide-gated channel 3-like
Exons: 9
Coding region: 1-4170 (1389 amino acids)
Biological process (GO): transmembrane transport; monoatomic ion transport
Cellular component (GO): membrane
Molecular function (GO): monoatomic ion channel activity
Source: RefSeq, a predicted model, not a curated record
AUGGACGCCCCCAGCUGCGGGACUGGGGGGGACAGUGCCCCCAGACGUCAGGGAGGGCGCAGUAAGGGCAGCCUGCCCUCCCCCGGCUACAGACUCUCGCAGGCGUCCCUGGAGGGCGACAAGGCUUCUCUGGUGGGGGACGGAGGGUCCGGGGGACGCAGCCGCCGCCUCUCCAUCCUGAGCUCCUCCGCCAGGGAUGGCCUCGCCUUCCGCACGGCGGGCACGCCGACCGCCCCGGUGCCCCUGCCGCCUCGCUCGGUGGGCUUCGCCACGUCCCGCGCCGCCCCGGCCUCCACGUCCUCGUCGGCGGGCAUGAUGGUGGUGGCCACGGGCCCCGAGAGCACCACCACCACCACGGCGGCGGGGACACCUGAGACGAUGCUGGGUGGGUUGGGCCUGGGGCUGGACGGGGAGGACUACAGCAGCUCCAACCAGAGCACCUUCAUCCAGAGGCAGUUUGGCGCCAUGCUGCAGCCCGGCGUCAACAAGUUCAGCCUCCGCAUGUUUGGCUCCCACAAAGCUGUGGCCCUGGAGCAGGAACGCCUCAAAUCAGCGGGUGCGUGGAUCAUACACCCCUACAGCGACUUCAGGUUCUACUGGGACCUGCUGAUGCUGAUGCUGAUGGUGGGCAACCUCAUCGUGCUGCCGGUGGGCAUCACCUUCUUCCGGGACGAGAACACGGCGUCCUGGAUCAUCUUCAACGUGCUCUCCGACACGCUCUUCAUGGUCGACCUGGUGCUCAACUUCCGCACCGGCAUCGUCAAGGAGGACAACACCGAGAUCCUGCUGGACCCCAGGGCCAUCCGCCACAAGUACCUGAAGACCUGGUUCCUGGUGGACUUUGUGUCGUCCAUCCCGGUGGACUACAUCUUCCUGAUGGUGGACAGCCUGGACUCGGAGGUCUACAGGACGGCCAGGGCGCUCCGCAUCGUGCGCUUCACGAAGAUCCUCAGCCUGCUGCGCCUGCUCCGCCUCUCCAGACUUAUACGAUACAUCCACCAGUGGGAGGAGAUCUUCCACAUGACCUACGACCUGGCCAGUGCCAUGGUGAGGAUCGUCAACCUGAUCGGGAUGAUGCUGCUGCUCUGCCACUGGGACGGCUGCCUGCAGUUCCUGGUCCCCAUGCUGCAGGACUUCCCCCCCGACUGCUGGGUGUCCAAGAACCUGAUGGUGAACGACACCUGGGGCAUUCAGUACUCCUACGCUCUGUUCAAAGCCAUGAGUCACAUGCUGUGCAUCGGCUACGGGGCCCAGGCUCCUGAGGGCAUGAACGACGUGUGGCUGACCAUGCUCAGCAUGAUCGUGGGCGCCACCUGCUACGCCAUGUUCAUCGGCCACGCCACCGCCCUCAUCCAGUCCCUGGACUCCUCCCGCCGCCAGUACCAGGAGAAGUACAAACAAGUAGAACAGUACAUGUCCUUCCACAAGCUUCCUGCGGACGUGCGACAAAAGAUCCACGAGUACUACGAGCAUCGCUUUCAGGGCAAAAUGUUUGAUGAGGAGAACAUCCUGGGAGAACUCAGUGAGCCGCUGAAAGAAGAGAUCGUCAGCUUUAACUGCCGUAGCUUAGUGGCUAACAUGCCGCUGUUUGCUAACGCCGACCCCAACUUUGUGACCGCCGUGCUCACCAAGCUGCGCUUUGAGGUCUUCCAGCCGGCAGACUUCAUCAUCAGAGAAGGAACAGUCGGCAGGAAGAUGUACUUCAUUCAACAUGGACGAGUCGGCGUGCUGACCAGAGGCAACAAGGAAACCAAGCUGAGCGACGGCUCUUAUUUUGGAGAAAUCUGUUUGCUGACUCGAGGGCGGAGGACAGCCAGUGUCCGUGCUGACACCUACUGCAGGUUGUACUCACUCAGUGUGGACAGCUUCAAUGAGGUGCUGGAGGAGCACCCCAUGAUGCGGCGGGCCUUUGAAACCGUCGCCGUGGACCGUUUGGACCGAAUAGGAAGGAAAAACUCAGUGCUCCUGAGGAAGUCAUCUCAAGGUGGUUCACUCGGGGGAAGUAUGGGCCGUGGAGGGGGUCGGGGUGCAGGAGGUCCAGGGGCAGGUGUAGGUCUGGCAGCAGGCAGUCUGGGUUCCUGUGACAGCUUACUGGUGCAGCAGAUUGUCAAACACGACAGCAUGCCGGCCAUGCAGGACGCCAUCACAGCGGCCGCGGCAGGAAGAAGCACCGCCAUUGGAAGAAGUGGCACCAUGUCUCCCAGACCUCGUCCCCUCAUCUGGGCACCGCUGGUUCAUGCCCCCCUGCAGACAGCGGCUGCCACAAGUAACGUGGCCAUCGCCCUCAUGCACCAGCAGCAGCAGCUACAGCAAUUGCAGCAACAGCAUGCACUGGGGGGCACUUUCUUCCUGCCUUCUCCUCUUAUAUCACCGUCCCCCUCCUCCUCCUUCCCGCUCUCGCCUCCUCGUGCCCCCAUCUUGCAACCCCUUCGCCCAUCAGUCAGCUCCCUCAUUGGAAUGAUGGCAAUGAGCGGGAUGGGAGGUUUGUCUCCAAGAGCAGGAUUCCCUGCCUCUCCUUCCACCAUCGGCCCACCAGGUGGGUUUAUCCCCCCACCAGGUGGGUUUAUCCCCCCACCUGUGGCCAAGACAACCCCCGCUCCGGCGUCUUCUAUGCCAACGUCUCUCCAACAAGGAAGGACUAUUCACUACAACCUGCGCCUCCAGGCUGAUCAUCUUCCAGCACUUGCUGGAUCUGUCACAACCCCAACAGGAGGAGGAACAUCAAACCCACUCUUAAACAAGAUGCAAACCUACAACCCCCCCGCUGCCCCAGGUGGCCCAGAUAGCAAUGCUCAUGUGAACAGCCAACAGGGAGCAAAAGAAGCACUUAUGCGGCAUGGCGGUAACAGCUGUCAGGGUCUACCAGCAUUGGGCAGGCUCACCCAGGAGGCCAGACUGAUGUCUGCCUCGCAGCCCACUUUGCCUCACCGCUCUUGGGCUGGCGUGCAACCUCAUCCCCCUCUCCACCGGAAGGCCUCAGGUGGAAAUUUGCUCACAGCUCCUUUCCUGGUGGGGCAGUUAGCCCGAGGUGGAAGUGCGGGAAUACUCACCUCUAAUCCUGCAGUGCCACCUGUAGGAAAUAUGGCCCAAAUACAGCAACAGGCCCCAGCCCCCAUUCAGCCUACUAUGUACACACAGUGCUUCCCUCAUGUUACCCCCAUGCCCACCUUCACAGCUCCACAAAUGCCUUCGGCCCCUGCCACCCCCUCACCAGUGCCCACACCACCAUCUUCUAAUCCGAUGAACUCGCAGACUCCCCAACCAAAGCCACCGUCUCGCUCCUCAUCACCACCUUCUUGCUCCACCCCUCCCCUGACAGUAACAACCCCAUUGUCUUUGACACCGCGCCCCAAACCGUUCGCUAGCCCUUCUCCUCGCUCAUCAUCCCCGUCGCCGUCCUCCACUCCUCCCCCCUCCUGUGUCUCAACUCCAGUUCCCUUACCUCAAACAUUUGGAGCCAAGUCCUCUCUGAGCUCCUCGCCUCCAUCUCCAGCGGUCUCCACUACACCCCCACAAAGCGCACAAGUUAAAGCUUCCAACACACUGCCCGCCGCAUCACCAUUGUCCGGGACCAGCCCUGCAACAACCCCAGUCCCGUCACCAACUCUCACACCCAGACAAACUCCCAUUGAGACAUUGGCCCCAUCUUUUACGCCAACCUCCAACCCUUCCCUGAGCAAAUCCUCAAGUCCAACUUCUUGUCUUCAGCCUUCAGUCUUAAAUUCCGCCAGGACUCCAACCCCGAGCCAAAUCCCCAAACCUUCCCUCGCUCCUCCCCCUGCGAGCACAAACUCCCCCACCAAAGUCAGAUUCACCGUCCAUCCGGUAAAGCAAACCCUUACCCCGAGCACCACGUCCACGUUGAAUCGUCCCACAAAAUCAUCCCCGAGCUCCGUGAAGAACACCGCAACACCGACUGACUGUGCUACAGCAUCCGCCCACCUCCCGAAACAAAUCAUAACCCCAAACGCUGCCCUUACCCAUCCCUCCAAAACCAAUGCGCCCUCCUCCCUGGCUAAGCCCAUGCAGGCUUCUACCGUCGCGCAAGCCACACACACCGCCACCCCAGCUACCAACACCUCGCCAAAAGGGGCUAAAAGGGAACCUCAGCAGUCACGAGCCAGAAAAGACUCCGAAGGGUUGAGGCACCAACUGCCGGCUAACAUGUAAACAUACAAAAAUAAAAACAGCAGCAAGGAUGUAGCUUGUGCCGGCUGACCAUGACGGUACAAACAACCAUUCUCCUGUGGACAACUUCAUGGUGUUUGCAUCCACGCUAGGAUAAGAUCGUCGGAGUUUGUGUGACUCGACAUGCAUUGGCAUACCUGUCAAUGGUUGUUGGAGCGGCAAGGAAACAGAGGUAGAAACUUGACUCAAGGAGAGGUUAAAAAAACUUUGAUUACUUCUACUGGUUAAUCAAAAGAGCAAUACAUGUGAGACAUCUUCCAAUACUGUGCUAAAGUCUGAGGCCACUGCUGGAUUUGUUCUUUUAAUGCGCAGCAAUAGUCCACAGUAGGACACAAUGACAUUGGUCAGGAAUCCAGACUAUGUCCAUUUACGUCCAAAGAGAAGCGGCGUCCUGGUGAAUGUAUCGGUGCAUUCCAGGAUGCUGGGAAGUAAGAAACCCUCAAAAGCUUCAGCCCGCGUUUUAUUGGUCAAGCAGAAAUUCAAAAG